AUGUGGAAUCAACCAAAUUGCUUGAUUAUCUGUGGAUGUUUUCUCUAUUCUGCAUCAUAUCUUUUCUUGGGUCCAGCACCAUUUUUGAAUAUACCAUUAAAAUUGUGGAGUUUUUCUGUCAGUUUAGGAUUUGGAGGUUUAUUUGUUGGCUGCAUGCUUAUCCCCAUUUUCAGUGCCAUGAUGCAAAUUGCCUUGCAAUCAGGAUUACCAGAAGACAUUAACACUUUUGGUUUGGUCUCUGGUUUAUUCAACUCUUGUUUUUCUUUUGGAGCUUUCCUGGGUCCAACAGCUGGAUCUGCAAUUAAGGAGAAAAUUGGUUUUGCAUGGUCAUGCUUUGUAAUUGCAGCUUUUAUGUCUACAUCUGGUGCUGUACUUGUUGUUUAUAAAUCCAUUCAAACUUAUCUCUCAAGAGCAUCAGUCAGAUUUACAGACAUUUCAGAUAACCCAAAACAACAUGAGGUGAAACGAUUAUCCCCUUAA
Acanthosepion pharaonis is the source of this 480-nucleotide messenger RNA. The record is from the annotation of a GenBank genome assembly. NCBI's taxonomy places the organism in Eukaryota, Metazoa, Mollusca, Cephalopoda, Sepiida, Sepiidae.